Oryza brachyantha (malo sina) is the source of this 1128-nucleotide messenger RNA. RefSeq lists its product as uncharacterized. NCBI's taxonomy places the organism in Eukaryota, Viridiplantae, Streptophyta, Magnoliopsida, Poales, Poaceae. Bases 1 to 1128 code for a protein of 375 amino acids. The transcript has 7 exons. The record is from RefSeq and is a predicted model, not a curated record.
AUGGAAAAACUACUGGAGCUUCCAGUCAUCGUAAUUUUCAUAUCAUAUUUUCUGCUUGCAGCAGGAAGACAAGAAGAACGAUACGUAAAACAUGGAGCACUUGUCAGCAAAAUCAUUGAGACUGAAGAUGGCGAUGUGUUCCAUUGCAUCGAUAUGAAUCAACAACCAGCACUGUCUCAUCCAUUACUGAAGGGGCACAGAAUACAGAUGGAGCCCACCUCUUAUCCGUCAGAGCUGAAGAUCAAAUCUUCAUCAGAAACUACAACGACAGAGGCUCAUCUGCCUACCAUUGCAUGCCCAAAGGGAACAAUACCAUUGUUACAAAACAGUAAAGUUGAUCUGAAGACACAAUUUAGUUUUGAUCCAAUGGGCAACACCCGUAGCUAUGGAGGGGAGAGAGCUGGGUGUACAACAUAUGAUGAAAUAUAUGGAACACAAGUUGCAAUCAAUGUUUAUGAGCCAAAGGUGCGAGGAGACAAUGAUUUUAGCGCAUCAUGGGCACUGAUGGUAAACGGACCUAAGGGAAAUCAUGAGGGAAUCGGUGCUGGUUCUAUCGUAUGGCGAAACUACCGUGGCGAUAACUUUGCAAGAUUUCAUAUUUACUGGCAAGCUGAUUCGAGCAACAUGCCAUGCUUUGAUCAUAUUUGUCCUGGUUUUGUACAAGUCAGUCAGAGUGUUGGUAUUGGAGGCAGAAUACAACCGGUUUCUGUCUAUAAUGGGCUCCAGUUUGAGAUAAUUGUUACCAUAUCAAAGGAUCCAAAGACUGGGAAUUGGUGGUUAGCAUAUGGACAUGAUAAAACUCCACUUGGAUAUUGGCCUUCUUCAAUUUUCAGUUACAUGAAUGAAAAUGCAAAGAUUUGUUUCUGGGGUGGGCAAGUUCAUGGACCAACUGUUCAAUUGCACCUUCCAGAAAUGGGAAGUGGACACUGGGCAUCCGUUGGGCCUGGAAAAGCUGCCUAUGUGAGGAGUAUUAAGGUCAUAAACAAAGACAACCAGUACAUAACUCCAGGCACACACAACACCUUUUCAAGUAGUACUAGAGAAUUUUGCUAUGAUGCUGGAGAUAUCAAAUUCAAUGAUGAUGGAGUUCAUCUCUUGUAUGGUGGACCUGGUAAUUGCACAAAGUAA